This is a messenger RNA of Manis pentadactyla (Chinese pangolin), 814 nucleotides long. It is a transcript of the gene PPIH, whose product is annotated as peptidylprolyl isomerase H. Gene Ontology annotation, cellular component: intracellular membrane-bounded organelle. Lineage: Eukaryota; Metazoa; Chordata; Mammalia; Pholidota; Manidae. Gene Ontology annotation, biological process: protein folding; protein peptidyl-prolyl isomerization. The transcript has 10 exons. The record is from RefSeq and is a predicted model, not a curated record. Gene Ontology annotation, molecular function: peptidyl-prolyl cis-trans isomerase activity. Bases 67 to 600 code for a protein of 177 amino acids.
CCGCAGAGCGAGGGGUUAGUUGCACCGGAACCCCGCGUUCCCGACUUCUGUUUCCGGGUCGCAGCCAUGGCGGUGGCAAAUUCAAGCCCUGUUAACCCCAUGGUGUUCUUUGAUGUCAGCAUUGGGGGCCAGGAAGUUGGCCGCAUGAAGAUCGAGCUCUUCGCAGACGUUGUGCCGAAGACGGCCGAGAAUUUUAGGCAGUUCUGCACUGGAGAAUUCAGAAAAGAUGGGGUCCCAAUAGGAUACAAAGGGAGCACUUUCCACAGGGUCAUAAAGGAUUUCAUGAUUCAGGGUGGAGAUUUUGUUAAUGGAGAUGGUACUGGGGUUGCCAGUAUAUACCGGGGGCCAUUUGCAGAUGAAAAUUUUAAACUUAGACACUCAGCUCCAGGCCUGCUUUCCAUGGCUAACAGUGGUCCCAGUACAAAUGGCUGCCAGUUCUUCAUCACCUGCUCUAAGUGUGAUUGGCUGGAUGGGAAGCACGUAGUGUUUGGAAAAAUCAUUGAUGGACUUCUAGUGAUGAGAAAGAUUGAGAAUGUUCCUACAGGCCCCAACAAUAAGCCAAAGCUGCCUGUGGUGAUCUCACAGUGUGGGGAGAUGUAAUCCAGGGCAAAUCUGAAUCAGACUUCCAUGUCUCUGCCAUUAUAGGCCUUCUCUUGCUCUAUGUGAUGCUUGAGUCAGAUAAUCUGGAUGGUCCGUUGGUUUGCUUCCCUGCCUGCUGCUGCCUUUCGUGAUCAAGAGAGCCUGGAAGUAUCACACAUUUGGAACCCAAGAUUUUAUGUUUUCAGUUGCAAAUAAAGUUGGAUUUUAUUUAUUU